Messenger RNA from Mycosarcoma maydis (corn smut), 1884 nucleotides. Its product is annotated as calcineurin catalytic subunit. The record is from RefSeq and is a predicted model, not a curated record. NCBI's taxonomy places the organism in Eukaryota, Fungi, Basidiomycota, Ustilaginomycetes, Ustilaginales. Gene Ontology annotation, molecular function: calmodulin binding; calmodulin-dependent protein phosphatase activity. Gene Ontology annotation, biological process: calcineurin-mediated signaling; fungal-type cell wall organization. The coding region runs from base 1 to 1884 and encodes 627 amino acids. The transcript has a single exon. Gene Ontology annotation, cellular component: calcineurin complex; cytoplasm.
AUGACUACCCCUGCGCAGGUCGACAGGCAGCAGAGGCUUGUCAAGGCCAUCGGCCAAAUCACCAACAAGCCCGCACCCCCCGAGAUUGAUUUCACCAUUCACACCACUGAUGAUGGAGCCCAGGUCAGUACGCAGGAGCGUGUCAUCAAAGAUGUGCAGGCACCUGCAUUCCAGAAGCCCACCGAUGAACAGUUCUUCAGCGCCAAAGACCCCUCCAAACCAGACAUUGCCUUCCUCAAGAAUCAUUUCUACCGUGAGGGUCGUCUGACCGAUGAUCAGGCUCGCUUCAUUCUCACAAGAGCCACCGAGAUUUUACGUCAGGAACCCAAUCUGCUCGAAGUCGAUGCACCCAUCACCGUUUGCGGUGAUAUUCACGGACAGUAUUAUGACCUCAUGAAGCUCUUUGAAGUGGGUGGCAACCCCGCCGAUACCCGUUAUCUCUUCUUGGGAGACUACGUCGACCGCGGCUACUUUUCGAUCGAGUGCGUCCUCUACCUCUGGGCUUUGAAGAUCUGGUAUCCGGAUACGCUCUUCCUCCUUCGUGGCAAUCACGAAUGUCGCCAUCUGACCGACUACUUCACCUUCAAGCUCGAGUGCAAGCACAAGUAUUCCGAGGAAAUUUACGACCUUUGCAUGGAGUCGUUUUGUACACUGCCGCUUGCCGCUGUCAUGAACAAGCAGUUCCUCUGUAUCCACGGCGGUCUCUCUCCCGAGCUCCAGACCCUCGACGAUCUUCGCAGCAUCGACCGCUUCCGCGAGCCGCCUACACAUGGUCUCAUGUGCGACAUUCUCUGGGCUGAUCCACUCGAGGACUUUGGCUCUGAGAAGACCAACGAGAGCUUCAUCCACAACCACGUCCGAGGUUGCUCUUACUUCUUCACCUACAACGCUGCCUGUCAAUUCCUCGAGCGCAAUCAGCUACUGUCCAUCAUCCGAGCGCACGAAGCCCAAGACGCCGGAUAUCGCAUGUACCGCAAAACAAAGACCACAGGCUUUCCCUCGGUCAUGACAAUCUUCUCAGCACCCAACUACCUCGACGUCUACAACAACAAGGCCGCCGUCCUCAAGUACGAAAACAACGUCAUGAACAUUCGCCAAUUCAACUGCACCCCACAUCCUUACUGGCUACCCAACUUCAUGGACGUCUUCACAUGGAGUUUGCCAUUCGUCGGUGAAAAGAUCACCGACAUGCUCAUUGCCAUUCUCAACGUCUGCAGCAAAGAGGAGCUCGAGGAGGAGGAAGAGGAGGACGAGAUCCCCACCACACCCACUUCUGCAGCUGAAGAAGAGACCGCCGAGCGCAGAACGCUCAUCAAGAACAAGAUCCUCGCUGUGGGCCGUAUGUCUCGUGUCUUUGCCCUGUUGCGUGAGGAGGCCGAACGCGUAUCAGAGCUCAAGUCAUCCCAGACCGCCAAGCUGCCGUACGGCUCGUUGGUGCUCAGCUCCGAGGCUGCCAAGGACGCCAUUGCCAAUUUCGACGAUGCUCGAAAGGUAGACAUUGAGAACGAGCGUCUGCCCCCCGACUUGAUCGACGCCGACGAGGCUGGACCUGCUUCACCUGCCGAAGGAGCACGUGUCUCGUCGCCCGCUUUCGAAGACAUGGCUUCCCCGGGCAGCCCGGCAUCGCCUGCCACGCCAAGCUCGCCCAUUGCUGGUGGUCACCGCCGUGGACACUCGAGGACAAGCAGUCUGGGAACGACCAUGUCGAGUCCCUCAAACCGUCGCCGUUCGCUGGAGUCAACCGUAAGCAUGAUUCGUGAGGCGCUCGAAGGUACGGAUGCAGCAGAUGACAAGCACCUCGAGAAGCUUGCCAAUGACAUCACCUCGCCGGUCUCGCCAAAGGGUACCGAUCCUCCAGCGCAAGCCCGCUUCGCCAACAAGUGA